Molecule: messenger RNA, 1461 nt
Organism: Melampsora larici-populina 98AG31
Lineage: Eukaryota; Fungi; Basidiomycota; Pucciniomycetes; Pucciniales; Melampsoraceae
Exons: 1
Coding region: 1-1461 (486 amino acids)
Source: RefSeq, a predicted model, not a curated record
AUGUGUGAUGGGGAUGAUCCGCCUCUUUUCGACCUCCAUCUAAUCCCAUUGGCUGAACUGACGGGACAGCAUGAUUUGAUUCUGGUCGAAUUCGAUCCAGCUUACAAGAGGUGGUGCUUUGCUUCUCGUUCAAAAUUUGUCAUCGCUCAGUCCCAGUCCGAUGAAGUCAAAUCACAUGAGACUCUACAUCAGAUCACCCAAGAACCAACUAGCGAGGUCUUACCCGAAUCGCCUAUCCCACCUCCGUACAGCUGGUCACAAACUUCCACAACAUUGACGAUUCAAUUUCCGAUUCCCGAACAACUUCCUACGAAAUCCUUUAACCUUAUUUUUGACGCCAAUCAAAUUACUUUAAAACUUCAAUCAACCUCUUUGACAACAGAUUUGGCAAAGAAGUUUGAUCAAUAUAUCCGUACUCUCUUCAAAUACUUCAAAACGUCUAUUGAUUCAUCCUCUUCAUCAGCUCUACUUCGACUUGAGCUUUGGGAUCAAAUUCAACCCAAGGACUCACUUUGGUAUACGAAUACUUCAGAUCAAGGUCAUACUACUCUUACGAUAGAGCUCGAAAAACGACACGAGCUACGUUGGCCACAAGCCUUUAAAUCUGAUGAUCAACUCGAUCAAGUCUUUGAUCCAGCUGACUAUGAAGCCAUUCGAUCCAGGCUCGAAAAGUAUACAACUGAUCUAGAUCUAGAUAGCAGUCUAAGCUCCAUUCAAAAACAAAAACAAGGUCUCGGUGCUAUACCUAUCACUGGAUCUACUUCGGGCCAACCACCUUCUACAGGUUUGGGUGGUAAGCAUAUCGGUCUAAGUAAUGCCGAAGUGGAUGAUGAGAUUGAUUCGGGAAAUCAGAGUCAAAGUCUUGGAGCGGUCUUUACAUGGUUAAGUCCAGUGAAUGGUGAUGAAUCAUUGGAAUCGAAACCUCAUUGGAUCACAAUCACACCUCAUGAGAUGAUACCAGUGGAGAUUAUCUCUAGAAGCUUACCGGUUCAUAAUCUCGAACCUGAAAUCCCAAGUUCCAACCUAUCAAGAUCAUCGAUCAUGAUUAAGAAUGAUAUAGACGGACUUGUAUUUGAGUCACCUAUCAGUUCGACUCGAUCGAUGUCACCUGUUUAUCAAUGGGAUCAUAUUCAAACCAUUCCUGCUAUGUCAUUUGUGAUGGCAUCAAAACGAGAUAUAAGAUUAAGUUGUUAUACAGAAGAUCAAACGAUCAUCUUUGAAGAUUCACGUGUAUCCAUGGAUGAUGAAGGUAAACAACAGAUUGGAAAUAUGAUGAUUUAUUAUCAUUCGAAACAUUCAAAAUCAAUUCAAUUAGAUCAAUCUGUUAUUAAACUGAAUCAAACCCCAUGUGGAUCUUUGAUUGGAGUGAUCGGUUUGAGAAACCAUCGUCAAGAUCAUUCAAAUGGUUUAAUCAUGGUUUGUUUAUGUGAAAAAGAAAUAAUUAUAUGUAAGAAUUUAUAA